Messenger RNA from Salvelinus namaycush (lake trout), 1647 nucleotides. Its product is annotated as myelin-associated glycoprotein-like. The record is from RefSeq and is a predicted model, not a curated record. Gene Ontology annotation, molecular function: cell adhesion molecule binding. NCBI's taxonomy places the organism in Eukaryota, Metazoa, Chordata, Actinopteri, Salmoniformes, Salmonidae. Gene Ontology annotation, biological process: cell-cell adhesion. Gene Ontology annotation, cellular component: cell-cell junction. The transcript has 8 exons. Bases 1 to 1560 code for a protein of 519 amino acids.
AUGGAGUCAGCAGUAGCAGGUGCCCCUGUUGUAGGGGUCGAGGAGCGCGUCUGGGAGCAUACGGCGAUGCUCCACCAUCUCGGCGCCGUCAUGGACCGCGUCGUCCAGACAACGGACCGCUGGGAGAGACAGGGAGUCCCUCCAGCGCCCUGCCCAGCACAACAGGGGUCUCCACUACUCGCCUCUCCUGCACCCGGUCCCAGUGGGAUUCGUCUCGCCCUUCCCGGGGAGUUUGAUGGGACGGCGGAAUGCUGCCAGGGGUUCCUGCUGCAGCUGAAACUGUAUCUGGUGACCGUCUACCCGGCUCCUUCGGGACAUCCUCCCAGUGAGCCAGUGGUAAAUGGCUCCCUGACCAUUUUGGAAGGUUCCUCCAUCUCCCUGCAAUGUAGCACCAAAGGCAAUCCCGCACCCACCCUCACCUGGGUGAAGGACGGGGAGCUGGUGGGCACCAUCACGGCCGAGGAGGUGUCUGUGCUGGAGCUUCUGGAGCUCACCCCUCAGGGAGACGGACAGUACCGCUGCCUGGCAGAGAACGAACACGGACGAGCCAGCAGCUCCCUCAACAUCACUGUGGAAUAUCCUCCCAGUGAGCCAGUGGUAAAUGGCUCCCUGACCAUUUUGGAAGGUUCCUCCAUCUCCCUGCAAUGUAGCACCAAAGGCAAUCCCGCACCCACCCUCACCUGGGUGAAGGACGGGGAGCUGGUGGGCACCAUCACGGCCGAGGAGGUGUCUGUGCUGGAGCUUCUGGAGCUCACCCCUCAGGGAGACGGACAGUACCGCUGCCUGGCAGAGAACGAACACGGACGAGCCAGCAGCUCCCUCAACAUCACUGUGGAAUAUGCCCCUGUCCUUCUGGAAGAGUCCAAGUGCACGGUAGUGAGGGAGGGAGUCCAGUGUGUUUGCAUGGCUACGGGUAACCCUGAGCCCAUCAUCGAGUUCUACCUCCCCGACAAGAACAUCACCAUCAACGACACGGACGGCCGCUACAACUACUACACGCACACGGACGGCCACACGUCCACGGGCAUGAUAAAACUACGGGAGAAGGGUGAGCGCUUGGGCAACGGUGCUGUCAAUGUGCACUGCAGCAUUAGCAACAUAUACGGGUCGGAGAGCUUUCAUCUGGAGUUACAGCAGGAGAAGAAGUACAUGAUGGCAGUGAUCGUUGGCACCAUCGGUGGAGUGGCUGUCAUCGCCUUCAUCAUCGCAGCAGUGAGAUAUGUGGGCCAUAACAACAAGAAAGAGAAUGGCAACCCUGGGCAGGACCUGGUCUCUAAACUGGAGAACCCAGCGCUGUACUACAGCACAGUCAAGAAGGACAAACAAUGUCUGAGGAAGAAAGUGCUUAAGACAGAGCUUCUGGGCUCAAAGUUUAACUCCAUUCUAGAGGAGAGCACGGGAGAAGACGGGGAUUAUCAACCUGUGGGCUCUAUGGCAGACCUGGAGAGGCAAGAGCUGAACUACGCCGCCCUGCAGUUUCUGGGGGGGCGCUCCAGGGAUGGGGGGGCCUCAGGGAGGGGGGAUGACGGCAGCGACUACACCGAGAUCAAGGCCAAAUGAAUCGCGAUCCUUCCCUGACCCAUCGUCACCGCGGGACACAGUGGCAGCCAUGUUGUUGCCCCCCUCCUCACGUCAUUCGCCCCCUCU